AUGUUAAAGUACAACGCAACACAAUGGUUCUUGGAAGCCUUCACUCGUAUCCCUGAUCCCAAGCCAUUGUCACUUGUCUCACGUCUAUUGUUCAACGCAUUCAAAUAUAACAAUACUAUUGUUGCCAAAUAUUUGAUGAUUGGCACUUCAACAAGUUAUACAAAGUUGGAUGCCAUCAGUAGCAUCAUCCAACAUGGCAACACAGAGUUAUUCUGCAUCCUUUUCAAUGUGAGUGGUAGUGCCACUGCCUUUAUACUUCCAGCCACUCUACUACUACCCUGCAUCAACACUGGCAACGUUGACUUUGUUCGCCUGUUACUCAAACAUAACUGUUUCGACAAUCUCCAAGAAAACGUUGUCAACCAAGAAACAUUGGAGUUGACCAGCCCUCGAUGCAUCACAGUGGACAUGCUCAAGAUGUUACACGAGGAGUACAACAUAUUGUAUCCAAGCAAGAAUAAUGUAGUUUGGUCAGAGGCACUUGAAUAUAGUAUUCGUCACAACCUGCCAGAUUGUGUAAAGUACAUCAUAUCAAACAUGCCAGAGUUUGUUGACAAACGAUAUUUGGAAGGCUUACUUGGAUUCAUUGUGAAGCAUACCAACAAUGGCAAUGUUGAGAUAUUCGAAUCAUUGUGCGGCACUGUACUUGGACCAAGGCCACUACUCAAUCACCUCUACCUACUACCAUUUACCCAAACAUCCAUUCAUCGUGGACACUUCAAUAUCAUCAAACAUCUUUACACACUCCUCCAACAUCCAAGUGUAAGAGAUAUCAACACCUCCCAAUCAAUGACGCUCAUCUGUGAAUACUUGGGUGUCCCAGUCCCCAGCCCCAACUCAAGUUCCAACUCCAAUGAUGUGGUGGCCACCCUUACCAAGGGCGCGAUCAAAAAUGGUGUUGAGGCCAUUCUUGCCGAAGACUUUGACCUCACGGUGGCACUCUUGAAUGAAGUGGAGAUUAUUGAUGCUGAUGUCUGGCACAAGAUGUCAAUCAAGAUGGGGAUGUUCAUCACUGAACCAAGUCACAAGGACCUUUCACCUUUCAACAUUGUAUCUUUGGAUGGUUUGCUCGAAUCAUUCUCAAUGCCAGGCUGCACGCUCACUCAAGACAUCAUCCUCAGGUUCAUUGACAAUUGUCCUUCAACCUUGUAUGUUGGGCAACAUCAUUCAGAUGAUGAGGAAGACAUAAAUGAUAAUGAUGAAGGUAUUGAAUCGCUCAAGUUGGCUGCUGCAAUAUCACAGGUUGUAGUUAGGAGAAUGCACAGUCACUUCAACAUCGAGUUCACGACCGAUAGUCUGAGAGACGCGUUGAUCAGUUCCGACAAAGAGACAUUAUCGAUGAUAUUUGAUCAAGUUGAUGAGGACGCUUUGGAGAGAUGGUCGAGCCAAAUCCCCGAUGUAUUGUCAGCACUACAUCAACUUCUGGCAACAGGCACACUCGAGAUGAUCACAUAUGUUCUGUGUGAAAUGAAGGAUAUCCAGUAUGAUGGGGACGUUAUCAUUAGUACACUUGCAAGCAGACAUCUAGAAGUCGUUAAGUUCGUGUUUGGAAUGUUAUCAUUUGAGGAGAUACAAGCAAACAUUGAAUUGAUCAUCACUCAGAUUUACUGCAUGGACAACAUUGAUGCACUGGCAUGGUUUGGAGAACUAUUUAAUGGUGCUGGCCAGACACUUCCCAAGGCAACACUCCGUAAUCUGUUGAUGGCGACCAGUGGCAACGCAUACCGAUUGCUCGAGCUAUACUUCCAAUCUCCAGAUUUCAACAACAUGUCCAAGGUACUCAGACAUCGUACCAUCAACGCCAUCAUGUACAGUGCACAAUCGAUAGGAAACACACGUAUAAUUAACCAUUGUCAAUCACUGAUCAAGCUCAUUCAAUCAAAUAGGAAGAGGGAUCGAGACCAGCAUGAUGUCAAACUGGACGUGAACGUACAAGCAUCUGAAAGAUUGGAAACAGCAGUCCAUAGAGUGUUCAUGGAUUAUAAGAUGUCCAGGAAGAUCAUGGACAAUGUUGCAGUCGUCCAUCAAUCACUUGGUAUCACAAGUUGUGUCAAAGGUAGUCGUCUGCUCUCAAUGAAUAGCCUUGAAGAAUAUAUCAAGUAUGGAGCAUCUCAAUGGUUCCACCAGUCAUACCAGGUAUUGGACAACAUACCACCAAUGCAUCCCAACACACAUUUACUUGAGUUGGCCAUGCUCUAUCCAAACACAUCAAUCCUUGAUACAUUGCUUGCCGAUCCAAGGAUGGUAUUUAUGCCCAGCGUUGACUUCUUGGAGAAGUUCAUUGACUAUCACUCACUAUGCGAUCGUCCAGAGUGGGAGAGAGUAUUGGAUCAAUACAUUGCGAUCACACUUCAACAACCAGAUCAGGUAGUGAUCAGAGAAUCCCUUCUUGAACGAAUCAAACAUCCAUCAUUCAUACGCAAGUUGCUCAGUCUUGGUUGCAUAAUCAAACCAAUAACAGACUAUAGCUUGGGUCUAAAGUUUGAGAACCCGUGGCUCACCAGUCCUUGGGCCUUGGAGAUGUUCACAAUCCUGCGAGAGAACAAAUUGAUUGAUUCCCAUUUCCAGCGUGGACUUGUGAUGAGGUCAACGCGACUCAACAUCCCUUCUAUCAUCCAAUAUGUCCUUGAUCAUAUGAAUGAUGAGGACCAGCAAGGCGACAAAUUAUACAACAAUCCAAUCAAUAUUUGUACCCAACCUAAAUGCCAUCCUGAUAUCAUUGAUUUGGUGCUGCCAACUUUGCCUCCAGGUUGGAUCGACAAAUGUCAAUUCCAAGCGAUGCUACGGAGUGUAGCUUACUCUGGCGACACAAACAAGUUUAUCAAGUUGCUCAACAGUGAGCCACCAAGCCCCAACAGCUCAUACAUUGUGACAGGAAUCAACUCGGCAAUAAUAUCGAUGGACUUGAUCGAUCGCUUGGCUUCGCAUCCAAAUGUCAAUUGUAAAUUUGACACGAUACUAGGAUCAGCCAUCAGAGCUGGCAAGAGAGAUAUAAUUGACAAGUUUAAGAACUACCCAUCGGGAAAGAGCUACAUCGAUGCUUUUCAACAGGCAAUGGCCAUUGGAGAUUAUGCCACAGCAAAGAUGAUCAUCCACUUGGAUGGGUUCAUCGAUCAAUCAUGGAACUAUCGCACAAUGAUGAUCAAGAGGGAUUCUCUUGUGUCAUCGAUUGCCAGUGGACACCUCAGUGAGGACGACCUUGUGGACCUCUUAGAUGUGAUGGUAUCUUCCAGUUUCAUCAACCAGGAGGAUGUUAUAAUGCUAAUUGAUGCGGCAUCCAAGAAUUCACAUCGACAUGUCAAGUUGGUCAUCAAUCACUUUGCCUCCUCGUCAUCAUUACGAUCUCUGAGCGUGCCGAUUGGUGACAUCCAACGACCAAUUCGAUCAUGUAUUGACAGAGGAGAUAUAGAAUCAAUUGUAUCCCUGGUGGACUUUGCUCAACUAAUCACAAGAUCUUCCAAACCUUGCCAACUCAUUCCAAUGGAAUCGAUAUCAAACCCAACGAUAUUGUCAUUUAUCCUGGACAAAGGAUAUUUCAAGUUGGAUGACGACUCUCACUUGAUGGAGCACUUGGUUGAUUUGGUGUGUCAACAUGGACAUAUUGAUGUGUUGCGUAUGAUUCAUCAACGAUGCUCAACACCUGUGCAACUCAGAAGGUAUCUCUUUGAGGAUAAUGAGCAACAGGUAUCCCCCUUCAACAAUGUUGGCCUUAUCCAAUCACACUUUGUUCACAUCUUGGAUGUGGUUGGACUAGCUGCAUUGCAACAUGGUCACAUCAAUAUCAUCAAGAUGUGUAAUCGUAUUAGAACUAAAUAA
Messenger RNA from Acytostelium subglobosum LB1, 3816 nucleotides. RefSeq lists its product as hypothetical. The record is from RefSeq and is a predicted model, not a curated record. The transcript has 4 exons. NCBI's taxonomy places the organism in Eukaryota, Evosea, Eumycetozoa, Acytosteliales, Acytosteliaceae. Bases 1 to 3816 code for a protein of 1271 amino acids.